UAAUUUACAAUCAUAACAGUAAAUAGAUAUGUCAUUUAAAGCUAUGGCUAAAUACAAUCAUUAUUUGGUAGAUAAAAAAGCCAUUGAAAGUGCAUCCAAAUUGGAUAUCAAAUUUAUUAGUCAUGUUGGACAGGGAGGUUAUGCUGAUGUAUAUUACGGCACAUUUAACUCAGAGAAAGUGGCCAUUAAAGUGACACAUAAAGACAAGUGCAAUAAAAAUACAUUAAAACAGGAGCUCGAAGUAGUCCAACAUUUAACACCUAUUGAACACCAAAAUGUCAUUAAAUUUUUGAAAGUUAUCGAUAAUCCGGAUGACAUACCAAAUGAGGUUUGGCUCAUAAUGGGUUGGUUUGAAAGCAAUGAUAUGAAUCAAUUGUUGAUUACUCGUAAACAGCCAUUCAAUGAACAGAUAGCCCAACAUUACUUCAAGCAAAUGGUUGAAGGUUUGCAAUGGUUGCACCGCAAUAAUGUAGUGCACCGGGAUAUCAAACCGGCCAAUUUACUUAUUGGUAUCAGUGCUGAGAACAUGAAUGUCAUUAAGUAUAUAGAUUUUGGUUUUGCUAAAAUAGUUAACAACAAUACAGAUAAUAGCAGUCCCGAUAAAGCCAUGUGUACUUCACAUAAAGGUUCACAAAUAUAUAUGGCACCGGAGAUACUGUCCUCAAAGUUUAUUUAUUACGAUGCCUUUAAAACAGAUAUUUAUAGUUUAGGUAUAGUUUUAUAUGAGAUGCUCUUCAAUGAGUUACCGUUCCUUACAUCUGACUUUGGCGUCGAUCGCGAAGACAGAAAUGACUUAAUGAUAGCACUUAAAGAAAGUCUUACCAUUAGAUAUCCCGAAAAUAUUGAUGUCUCUGAAAGCGCUAAAAAUUUGAUUGAAAACAUUUGUUGUGAUUCAGAUAAACGACUGACCACUGAACUCAUACUUCAAUCAAAAUGGAUUAAACCGACUAAUAAUCAUUAA
Molecule: messenger RNA, 961 nt
Organism: Oppia nitens
Lineage: Eukaryota; Metazoa; Arthropoda; Arachnida; Sarcoptiformes; Oppiidae
Product: serine/threonine-protein kinase atg1-like
Exons: 2
Coding region: 29-961 (310 amino acids)
Biological process (GO): protein autophosphorylation; peptidyl-serine phosphorylation; autophagy
Cellular component (GO): autophagosome; cytoplasm
Molecular function (GO): protein serine/threonine kinase activity; ATP binding
Source: RefSeq, a predicted model, not a curated record